UCAUGUGACGGUCCCAUGAUCCUAUGCGGAAGAGGAAGGGAUUUCGUUAGUGACUGACAACACGCUAACAUUAUCUGUUUAUAUUUUCCGCCUUUACCUUUACCUCGCCACCAUCAGCCCAGCAAUGGACGGACCUGUCAGAGCAGCUUCAGACGCAGGACCGCCGGCUUAUUACAGAGGAAAUGAAAGCUCCCUGGUUUCAGCCCUGAAGACACUGCUGUUCUUCACCAUCCUGAUGGUCACUCUGCCCAUUGGUCUCUACUUUGCAACAAAGGCGUUCCUCUUUGAGGGUUCCAUGAAGAUGUCAAGCUCUGACAGCUACUUCUAUGCAGCCAUUGUUGCAGUGCUCGCUGUGCAUGUGGUUUUGGCUUUGUUUGUUUAUGUGGCGUGGAACGAAGGCACGCCUAAAGGGAAGGGCAAAGACGAUUAAAGCAUGUCCUUAUCAGCUCGUAAGACCGGAGGAGACGGGACAGACACAGGCAUGGAUCCGCAGGGCCCCCCCCCCAACCCACCCAAACCCUACCCCACUAUGGGCUCCAACACUUAACACAGCACCAUCUACCAACCAGACAGUUAGGGGAUCUGGUUUGCGCUUAGGCUUUAACACAAGGUUAAAGCAUGAAACUACCGUACUAUUCUCUGGUAUGGGGGAGUGGAGGCUGUUAGGUGUGUUUUGCACCAGCCUCAGCAGGCCCGCUUAUUGACUUUUUGUUCUCUUAAAAUGUUACUUUUGUUGACAGAGACGGAGCUAUUUUUAUGAGGCUUUAUUAUAAGCUGCCAUUUGGCUAAGUGCUGUAAGUCCCUUCACAGAAAGAGUUUAUGUAGGAAAACAUCUUGGAUUUUGGAUGACGUGUGCGUGUGCACACACAUACAUGUGCUUGUAAUGUGAAUGUAUGAAGGAUUUGAUU
Molecule: messenger RNA, 908 nt
Organism: Perca fluviatilis (European perch)
Lineage: Eukaryota; Metazoa; Chordata; Actinopteri; Perciformes; Percidae
Gene: vma21
Product: vacuolar ATPase assembly factor VMA21
Exons: 3
Coding region: 125-430 (101 amino acids)
Biological process (GO): vacuolar proton-transporting V-type ATPase complex assembly
Cellular component (GO): endoplasmic reticulum membrane
Source: RefSeq, a predicted model, not a curated record